GAGCUUUUAUUGCCAUCAAAGGUUGGCUUGGUACCUGAAGCAGGGAAACUCAAGAGAGAAACUGUGGCCACUGCCCAGCAGGUACAAAGACGAGGCACCUGUACUCAGUGGUCAGCAACGAGAGCACAAAAAGAUAUCUCUGGGCAGGAGCCAUGGCAUGGCCACCCCCCUGCUGGCUCUUCAUUCUGGGGACCCUAGUAGGGAUCUCAGCUACUCCAGCCCCCAAAAGGUGUCCAGAGAAGCACUACUGGGCUCAGGGAGGACUAUGCUGUCAAAUGUGUGAGCCAGGAACAUUCCUUGUGAAGGAUUGUGACCAGCACAGAAAGGCUGCUCGGUGUGAUCCAUGUAUACCAGGGGUCUCCUUCUCUCCAGACCACCACACCCGGCCCCAUUGUGAGAGCUGUCGGCACUGUAACUUUGGUGAGAUGGGUCUUCUCCUUAGUAACUGCACCAUCACUGCCAAUACAGAGUGUGGCUGCCCCAAGGACUGGCAGUGCAGGGACAAAGAGUGUACAGAGUGCGAUCCUUCUCCAAACCCCUCUCUGACCAUUCAUCCAUCUGAAGCCCUGGGCCCAUACCCACCACCCACCCACUUACCUUACACCAAAAAGAUGCCAGAGACUGGGACAGUCAAUCAUGUGCAGACUCCGGCUGAUUUCAGGCAGCUGCCUGACCCAACUCUCCCCACCCACUUGCCACCUCAAAGGUCCCUGUGUAGCUCAGACUGUAUCCGCGUCUUUGUGAUCGUCUCUGGAAUGUUUCUUGUUUUCGCCCUGGGAGGAGCCCUGUUCCUCCAACAAAGAAAAUAUGGAUCAAACAAAAAUGAAAGCCCACUGGAGCCUGCUGAGUCUUGUUCUUAUAGCUGCCCCAGGGAGGAGGAGGGCAGCACCAUACCCAUCCAAGAGGACUACCGAAAACCAGAGCCUGCUUCCUACCCUUGAGCCAGCGUUGGGUGGGGGUGGAGGACGGAGGGGAAGGUCAUGGUGGAAAUAAAGCUCUAGCCUCCUUUCCACCUCACUGGCUGUCCAGAGAGCCAGACCUGGCAGCCCUUACUUCAGUACCAUCCUCUUAUCAGGAUCCUUUCCUAUGUACACUUGACAAAGUGCCUUGCUGAGACUGGCACGAAUUGAGACUGAGACUGAAUGAACAGGAGACGGAUUAAGCAAGCUUGGCCCUGGUACUACGGGAGGGCCCAAGCUUUAGCUGUAAAACACACUUCUGGCUGCAAAAGCCCCACACGCUAUAGCCCUGACCCCCAAAAUGGGCAAAAUAAAAAUGACAGACUCCCA
This is a messenger RNA of Marmota flaviventris (yellow-bellied marmot), 1289 nucleotides long. It is a transcript of the gene Cd27, whose product is annotated as CD27 molecule. Gene Ontology annotation, cellular component: external side of plasma membrane. Gene Ontology annotation, molecular function: protein binding; transmembrane signaling receptor activity. Gene Ontology annotation, biological process: positive regulation of B cell differentiation; positive regulation of T cell differentiation; negative regulation of apoptotic process. The record is from RefSeq and is a predicted model, not a curated record. Lineage: Eukaryota; Metazoa; Chordata; Mammalia; Rodentia; Sciuridae.